Auanema sp. JU1783 is the source of this 6756-nucleotide messenger RNA. The record is from the annotation of a GenBank genome assembly. Lineage: Eukaryota; Metazoa; Nematoda; Chromadorea; Rhabditida; Rhabditidae.
AUGGCGAGGUCUACUCCAUGGCUAACUAUAUUCUCUUUGUAUUUACUUGUACAUUCAUCUAUAGCAGUAGGUAAAGCUGAUGAUCUAAUCAAAUCCUUACCUGGAUUAUCCUUUGUUCCCAAUUUCAAACAGUAUUCUGGCUAUUUGGAUGCAUCUGCUGGAAAUCAUCUCCAUUAUUGGCUUGUUGAAAGUCAGAAUGCACCUUCUACUGCUCCACUUUUGUUGUGGCUGAAUGGUGGACCUGGAUGUUCAUCUUUGGGAGGCUUGUUCACUGAGCUUGGUCCAUUCAGAGUUCAACCUGAUGGAAAAACACUUGUGGAAAACGUUUAUUCAUGGAACAAGAUGUUCAACGUGUUGUUCCUUGAAGCUCCAAGAGAUGUUGGUUUCUCAUACCGUGAUUCUACCACUUUUGGAAAUGAUACCGUUUAUAAUGACUAUAAGACAGCCAACGAUAACGCUUUAGCUCUUAAAUCUUUUUACGAUCGCUUCCCAGAGUACAGUGGAAGAGCUUUCUUCAUCACAGGUGAAUCCUAUGGAGGUGUUUACGUGCCCACGCUGACUAAUCUCAUCAUUACCAUGAUCAAGAAUAAUACUUUACCAAAUGUUAACUUGGUUGGUAUGGCUGUUGGUAAUGGAGAGUUGAGUGCAUACCAACAGACAAACUCAGCUAUCGACCUCUUGUACUACAGAGGAAUGAUUGGAACACAAGAGUACAACCAGUUCUUACCUUGCUGCCAAGCAAACACCGGAGCACCUUUGUCCUAUUGUGACUUCUCUCAAUACAUAACUGUUGGAACUUUCGGAGACUUGCUCCCAAAGAACAACACCAACGAUCCAGUAAGAAACCAAUGCGCUAAUCUUGUCUCUAAGUAUGCUGAAGAUCUUGUCUGGAACACUUACAAUGAUGUAUACAACUCCUAUCAAGAUUGUUACAACUUCACCACUGCUCAAAGCUCAUCAGAAAAAACUGCACGUAACCGUGCCUUCAAAUCGGUCAUGGGUUCAAAAACUCUUCGUAGCUUUGCUAGAACUAACUUCGACGCUAUCGUUACUUCUUCCGCGUCAUCUUCCAAGAGCAGUAAUCCGUUCGUCGACCAAGGAUCUCUCUUCAAUGCACAAUCAACGGAUGCAACCGGAGGCUUUGCAUGUUACAUGGAUGGUGCUACCGAAACAUAUUUGAACCUCCCAGAAGUUCGCAAAGCUCUUAACAUCAACUCACAAUCAGCCUACUGGACCGAUUGCAACAUUCCAAUGAACUCACAAUGGUAUACCCAACAGCAUCAUGAUAUGACCGAGGUCUUCAACCAGAUUCUUUAUUCUAAUUAUAAUCUUCGAAUGCUCAUCUACAACGGAGAUGUUGAUAUGGCUUGUAACUUCCAAGGAGAUGAAUGGUUCAUUGAGAACUUCGCUAAUAUCAACAGAAUGACUUCUGGUGUACGUGGCCAAUGGCGUUUCCAGAAGCCUAAUGGUACACCUGUACUAGCUGGUUAUUACAAGAACUUCAACUAUAAGACUUCUCUCAAUAUCACUUUGAUGACUGUUAAGGGAGCUGGACACUUCGUUCCACUGGAUCGUGCUGGACCAUCUCUUCAAAUGAUUACCAACUUCGUCCAUAAUUUGUCAAAUAACCAAUCUUUGGCUUUCGAUCUCACUCCUCAGCCUCUUCUCGCUCAAUAUACUCCAGCCCCUCAGCCAUCAUGGACGAGAAAACAGGCUGACCGUAUUUGGAAUUUACCCGGCUUAACCUAUAACAUCAACUUCAAGCAGUACUCUGGUUAUCUUAGCGGUGUUCCAGGAAAUUCUCUUCAUUACUGGUUUGUUGAGUCUCAAACCAACCCAGUAACUGACCCCCUCGUUCUUUGGCUCAACGGUGGACCAGGUUGUUCUUCAUUGAUGGGCUUCCUUUCUGAGUUAGGUCCAUUCCACCCUAAUCCUGAUGGAAAAACUUUGUUCGAGAACAUCUACUCGUGGAAUAAGGGAGCUAACGUUCUUUUCUUGGAAAGCCCUCGUAAUGUUGGUUUCUCAUACCAAAACAAAUCUGUCAACACUGAUACCGUUUAUAAUGAUGAAAAGACUGCUUGGGACAGUUUCUUGGCCUUGAAGGAUUUCUUCUCUGUCUAUCCUGAAUACAAUGGCAGACCUUUCUAUGUUACAGGUGAAUCUUACGGAGGAGUAUACGUUCCCACUCUCACUUCUCUAUUGAUUGAUCAAAUCCAAGCUGGAAACUUCUCUGGUUUGAACCUCGUUGGAAUGGCUGUAGGUAAUGGUGAAUUGUCCGCACUCCAACAAAUCAAUUCCGCCAUCCACUUGUUGUACUUCCACGGUAUUUACGGAAAAACUGAAUGGGAUCAGUUGCAACAGUGUUGCAAUGCUACUACUUCGGAUCCAAAGUGGUUUGAGUAUUGUGAUUUCUCGCAAUACAUCAGACUCGGACCUGACGGUACCGCUUACCCCAUUGAUCAAGGAGGAGUCUGUGGUCCACUUGUUGCCUCUAUGGGACAAGAUCGUCUUUGGAACACCAUCAAUGAUGUUUACAACAUCUAUCAAGAUUGUUAUGAACAGAACUCAACUGUGUUCGGUUCCCGAUCGGUAGCUUCUCACAAGGCAGCCUACAAGAAGAAACUUUUCGCUGCCAGUUUCGUCGAUCAAGGAGCUAAAAUGUCCGAAACACUAGUAUCCACUGACAACCAAGGUGGAUUUGUAUGCUACGCAUCGAAUGCUGCUGCCCAAUACUUGAACACCAAGGAUGUGAAAGAUGCUCUCCACGUAAACUCUGCACUAGUUGGUAACUGGUCCUCUUGCAAUGAUGAUAUCAAUGCAGCCUACAUCCAACAGCAUAACGACACUGGCAAAGUUUUCGACCACAUCAUCAAAUCUGGUUAUCCACUUCGUAUGAUGAUCUAUAACGGAGAUGUCGAUACUGCUUGUAAUUUCCUUGGAGACCAAUGGUUCAUUGAGGCCGUUGCCAAACGCUGGGGAAUGUCAGUCAGCAAGGAUUUCAAUCAAUGGAGAUAUUCCAACCAAAUUGCUGGUUAUGCUAAACAAUUCAAGUUCGCUUCCGGAAGUAUCGAUCUCGUAACUGUCAAGGGAGCUGGACAUUUAGUUCCAUCAGACAGACCAGGACCUGCUCUCCAGAUGUUCACCAAUUUCCUCAGAUCUCAAGAUUUCAGUAACCCUGCUCCUUAUAACACUAAUUUCACACCUCUACGUAGUGAUUUUGAUAGAAGAGAAAAGUUGGCUGCUUUAGUUAAAGCUCAAUCUUCUUCUCCUGCUGCUGCAGCCUCUUCGAAAUCUUCUGGAAGUUCGAUUCGUAAAGGAAGACUUGGCUUGAGACAGAGAAGUGUUCGCAGAGCUCGCGAAAACAAAGAUGAUUUAACCAAGAGAGCCAAGAGAGAUGUUACUCCAGCUCCACCCCCACCUCCUAAAGGAGACAAGAAUGCUGAUCUCAUCCUAGAUCUUCCUGGUUUAACCUUCACUCCUAAUUUCAAGCAAUAUUCUGGAUACCUCACUGCAUCCGCUGGAAAUUAUUUACAUUACUGGUUUGUCGAGUCUCAAGGAAAUCCAGCUACCGAUCCUUUGAUUCUUUGGCUCAACGGUGGACCCGGAUGUUCUUCCGUCGGAGGCUUCCUUGAAGAACUUGGGCCUUUCCAUGUCAAUCAAGAUGGCAGUACUCUGUUCGAAAAUGUUUUCUCAUGGAAUAAGGUUGGAAACGUCUUGUUCCUCGAAUCUCCCCGUGAUGUUGGUUAUUCAUACAGAUCUAACGAAGUCCCAGCUAAUACUAUGUACAACGAUACUUAUACUGCCUCUGAUACUGUUCUUGCUUUGCAAUCCUUCUACGCCAAGUUCCCAGAAUACAAAAACCGCCCAUUCUACAUCACAGGAGAAUCAUAUGGAGGAGUUUAUGUACCAACUCUUACCAGAGCUUUGAUUCAACAAAUCCAGAGCAAGGCAAUGGAUUAUGUCAACUUAGUUGGUAUCGCUAUUGGAAAUGGUGAACUUUCCUCUUUCCAACAGAUCAACUCUGCUGUUUCCCUUUUAUACUUCCGUGGUGAACAUGGAAAGAGUGAUUACGAUUCUCUUUCUCAAUGUUGCAAUGGAUCAGUAACUCAUCAAACAUAUUGCGAUUUCAUGCAAUACGUCGUCUUGGACUCUCAAGGAAACGCUAUGCCUAAGUACAAUGAUGGUUCUGUUGCUGCUCAGUGUGGUCAGAUGGUUGUACAACAAGGAUUCUUAGAUGUUUGGGAGACUGACAAUGAUGUGUACAACACCUUCGAAGAUUGCUACACACCUAAUGAUGGCUCUACCAUUUUGAACAAAAAGUCAAACAGACGUUCCAAGAGAGAAGUUCCUGUUCUUCUUUCUAAUCAACAAUUCGUCGAUCAAGCUCAAAAAAUCCACUACACCGGAACAGAUGCCAACGGAGGAUUUUCUUGUUUCUCAGGAGAUUCAUCUCAAAGCUACAUGAACUUGAAAGAAGUCCGUAAAGCUCUCCAUAUCCCAGACGCAUUAGGAAGUUGGUCCGAUUGCAAUGAUGAUAUCAAUGGAAACUACGUUCAACAGAAUAGUGACACUACUCCCGUUUUCAUGGAUAUCCUUAAGUCACAGUAUAAGCUGAACAUCCUCAUUUAUAAUGGAGAUGUCGAUAUGGCUUGUCAAUUUUUGGGAGAUCAAUGGUUCAUCGAAAGCUUGGCUCAAAACAACGGAAUGACUGCCUCUGCUCGCACCUCGUGGAACUAUACUCAAACUUCUCACGCACCAAGAAUUGGAGGAUAUGUUAAAUCUUUCAACUUCAUGAACAAUCAGGUCACCAUCGAUCAAGUCACUGUUAAGGGAGGAGGUCAUUUCGUUCCUCAAGAUCGUCCAGGACCAGCUCUUCAAAUGAUCACCAACUUCAUUAAGAAACAAUCAUACUCUACACCUUUGGCUGAUUCUGUUGUUAACAGAAAACCAUUAUUACCCGCCUACACUCCCCAACCUCCAGUUAAUGUCGCUCGUCGUCAUCUUGAGAAGUCUGGUAUUCUUCCUGGACUAACAUUCCAACCCACUUUCGGACAUCACUCUGGAUACCUGAAGGCUACCCCUGGAAACUUCUUGCAUUACUGGUUUGUCGAGUCACAAGGAGAUGUACAUUCGGAUCCUGUUAUUCUGUGGUUGACUGGUGGACCAGGAUGCUCAUCAUUAGGUGCUUUCCUUGGAGAACACGGUCCAUUCCUUGUAAACCCAGAUGGAAAAACUUUGUUCGAGAACGUGUACUCCUGGAAUAGAGGAGCUUCUGUCAUUUAUUUGGAGUCUCCAAGAGCAGUUGGAUUCUCUUACCAAGAUCAUAGUGUCACCAAUGACACUACUUGGAACGAUGACAAGAGUGCCAUCGAUGUAUCUCUGGCUAUCCAAGAUUUCUUCAAUACUUAUCCAUUCCUUCAAAAGAAUCCAUUCUACAUUACUGGAGAAUCAUAUGGUGGAGUAUAUGUUCCAACUGUAACAGCUCAAGUUCUUGAAGACAUCAAGAACAACAAAGUCAAUGUUAACCUCCAAGGUAUGUCCAUUGGAAACGGAAUGCUCAGUGUGAUUCAAGAUAUCAGAACACUUCCUGACUACCUCUAUUACCACGGAAUUUAUGGAAAAACCGAGUGGGAUGCACUCCGCGCUUGUUGUCCAAACGUUGCUUCUAACAAUAACCAAUUGACUUGCCAAUACGAUUACUACAUCAACAUUGGACCUGAUGGUGGUUAUUCCGCUAAGAACUUCACUGGAGCUGAUUCCGCAAGACUGAACCAGUGUGCCCAACUUGUAAUCCAAAUGACACAAGAUCGUAUUGGAACUGAAGGAUUCGAUAUCUACAACAUCUACCAAGACUGCUACGGUAACGGAAACAAUGUCUUCAAUCUUGCUUCUGAAUCCAAAUCCCGAAGCAACAAACGUCCCCUCUAUAGAAAAGAAUUUGCUGCUCGCAUGAGCAAUCUCGAUGUUAGUCCAGCUCCUGUGAAUCCAUUGCAAAUGGAUCCAUCGUCAACUGACAGCUUCAGCGGAUUCCAAUGUUACAUGACUAGCGCUACUACUGCUUACUUGAAUCAAGCCCACGUACGAUAUGCAUUGAACAUUCCAGAAUACGUCCAAGACUGGCAAUUCUGCAGAGAGGACAACGCCUUCGAUUAUACACUCCAACACAACGACACCACUCCUAUUUUCGAGAAAAUCUUCAGUUAUGGACGUAAAUUAAGAAUCCUCAUAUACAACGGAGAUGUUGAUGUUGCAUGCGGUUUGUUCGAAGCUCAAGGAAUGAUUGAAAACUUGGCUCAGAGAAAUAAAUUCACGGUAUCCAAAUCCCGGGAUCAAUGGGUGUAUGCUCAGCAAACGGCUGGUUAUUAUAAGAAGUUCAGCGGACCAAACACUGAUAUCUACUUGGCUACUGUCAAGGGAGCUGGUCAUAUGGUUCCUACCGAUAGACCAGGACCAGCCUUACAGCUUCUUACUAACUUCUUGAUGAACAAUGAUAACUUCAGUACUGCAGUCCCAUACGAUUUGACUAGACAACCUCUCUUACCACAAUACACUGAAAACGGAGCUGGCCCUGUUCCAAAUCCCAACUCAACAACCACCUCCACUACCACUACAACUCCAACACCAACCACCACGACUACUAAACGAAUGACGACAGUAACUAAGAAAUUCACCACUACUACAGUUCGAACAACAACAAAAGGAGCAGCUGUAUUCUCACCAUUUUUGGCUUUAAUUGUUUCCUUCUUCUUCUUCUAG